Diaporthe citri is the source of this 1284-nucleotide messenger RNA. RefSeq lists its product as uncharacterized. Gene Ontology annotation, biological process: base-excision repair. Gene Ontology annotation, molecular function: DNA-(apurinic or apyrimidinic site) endonuclease activity; double-stranded DNA 3'-5' DNA exonuclease activity; phosphoric diester hydrolase activity. Lineage: Eukaryota; Fungi; Ascomycota; Sordariomycetes; Diaporthales; Diaporthaceae. Gene Ontology annotation, cellular component: nucleus. The transcript has a single exon. Bases 1 to 1284 code for a protein of 427 amino acids. The record is from RefSeq and is a predicted model, not a curated record.
AUGGAGAGGGAAAUCAGUCCGCCGCCCACCAAGCGACGAAGACAGGAUGAACGAGACAAGGGCGAGGGCUUCAGCCAGUUAGAAGUCACUUCCCCGUCAGGCAUGCGUUACAUCCGCAUUUUCACAUGGAACGUCAACGGAGUCCAUUCAUUUCUCCCCUCGUCGACAACUCCGAUCACAUCAUUCUUCAAGCCAGUUCCGAGGCAGCUGAAGCGGGCUACUGAUGGGGAACCACCCGACAAAACCUCGGGGCCCCGCAAAGCCCCUUUAGUUGGAAGCCCCCUCCGCGCGUUUCUGUCCAGGCACGACUGGCCGGAGGUGCUGUUCCUCCAAGAACUCAAGAUCAAUCGGCAGGACCAGAAGACACCAACAGCUCUGCUGUCGGCCCUCAACACACCUCUCGGCUCAAAUGACCAAGGCACGGCAGGCUCGAGGUACACACUCGACGUCAACCUCCCUAGAGACAAGUUCAACGCCCGGGGUUUUGGUGGGAAGCUCUACGGCGUGGGGACCAUUUUGCGCGAGGACUUUGCCAGCCAGCAUGUUGCCACUGUCCGUCACGCAGAGUGGGACCUGGAAGGGCGAGUUAGCAUCGUCGAACUUCAGCGUCCGUCGGAUGGCUGCCUCGAAAGGGACACUGAGUCUGAUGAGCACAGAGAGAGGGAUCAAUUACGCACAUUGGCACUCAUCAACGUGUAUGCCGUAAACGGAACAUCUGCACCCUACCGCUCGUCGGAGAAUGGCCAGACUGUGGGCACACGUCACGAACUCAAGAUAUCAUUUCACUCCAAGCUUCGAGAUGAGUGCCUGCAGCUCGAGAAGCGCGGCUUUGAUGUUGUGGUCGCGGGAGACCUGAACGUCGCUCGGGGCCAACUGGACGGCCAUCCAAACCUACGGACCUGGCCGAAGCAGCAUUGCGUAAACAGGGCAGAUUUCAACACGAAACUCUUCGGCAAAGACGAUAACAGACGCGCCGAUGCGUACGUGGGCGGCGAUGACGUGAAAAGUGGGGAGAUCAGCUUCCAAGGGGUCGAUGUCUUCCGAGCUCUCCGUGGCAAGGAGCGGAAGUAUACGUACCACCCGAGGGGAGACGACGAAUGGGGGUCAAGUUGUGACCGUGUCGAUCUGAUCAUCGCAUCAAAGAGUGUCUAUGAAAAUGGGGGAAUUGACGACACGGGCAUCCUCGACUCACCGCAAGAGCGGGGGACGAGCGACCACGUCCCGCUGUGGGUAAAAGUGAAGCUCGGUGGAAGCGACGAGCCCGGCGUCAAGAGAAGGAGUUAG